AAUGGCUCGACAGUCGCUUAUUGAACGUUGCGUAAAGCAGGCCAAUUCUGUUAUCGCUCCUCUAAAAAUCUUUUGGAUUAUACACAUUUCGAAUAAAAAGUGCAUCCUGAAUCGAAUAGAUUUCGCAAAAAAGUGUACAAUUUGAAUAUUGAAGCAGAAUCAUAUUUGUUUUAUUUCUUAAAAAAAUGGUGGAACUUAAGUUUGAAUUGUAAAAAGGAAUUUUUCUGUUGCAAAACUGUUAAACUGGACAAGCGAAAGAAAACAAACAAAAAUUACUGAUUUAAAAUUUCAUCCUUGAAGUAGUGUCAACGAUAAUAUUUCCUUCUGAAUUGGAUAUUUUUCUUUCAUUUUUAACAUUUUUGUUUACACGUGAUUCUUCACACAUUUUUUCUCAUUGCUUGCGGUUGGUCUCUCAAAGAACUGCUAGUAUUUUAUCGAAAGGAAAAAUAUUUCGUAUGAAUGAAAGUUAUUGUUAAUGAGAAAUAAGAUAAAUAUUUAUUGUGAAUUCCAAAGAAUCCAUUAUUCUGUUGCAGUAAAGUGUCGCAGUGAUUUAUUAGAACAAGAGAUUUUUCCUUUUAAUUUGGUGCGUGUUUGGAGUGAAUUUUUGAACUCAAUAGUUAAAACAACAAAGGAUUCAUUUUUUAAAGAGAUUAAAUUAUUUGGAACAGUGAUAAAAGCGGGAGAAAAUUGAAUAAAAAACUAUUUCACACAAAAAUCAAUUUAACUGGAUUAAUUCAUGUAACACAUUGCACGCAAUAAAUAUUUCCAAUACAUCGGGGUAUACAAUUCAUUUACAAGAAAUAACAUAAUUGAAUAAUUUUCAAUAAGAGACGAGUUUUUGGUCAAAAUUUUGAGUAUCAUCCGUCUGAAGUGAUAAAAUACAACACGGUACUUGACUCAAACAUCUGAAAAUCUCGAGAGCUGAAAGGAUAUCAGUUUGAACGGAUAAUAACAGGAACAAAAGUAUAACCAAAGCAAAAGUUUGUGUGUGGAGAACCACAUCAAUCUCCCGAAACUCCCUCCGAAAACCAAAAUGACGUUAAUAGUCAAGCGACAUAUUGCAUUGAUGCUGGUGAUAAUGUGUGUCGUGUGUACAAUUGAAAGCACACACGAUCGCAAUCAAAGUACCCGAAGACGUGACAGGCCAACAGUCACUACGACAAAUAAUUUGUGCGAAAAAGGCGCUGAUAUGAAAUUGAUGUGCCAUUGCAACCAAGACCAUUAUAAUAAAAAAAUCAACGACGUCGAUUGCUUAUUAUUGCAUGAAGAUAUUGCACAAUCGGAUUCAUCUUGGUAUGCCUUUAACAGUCAUCCCCAUAUAAAGCAUAUUCAGUUGACAGUUACGAAACAUGGCUACUUGGGCUAUCUUCCCAUUGAUGUUUUUCGAAGACAACGCGACUUACAAACGCUAAACAUUCAGUAUGGAAAUAUUCGUGAGAUCCCGUCCAAUGCAUUCAGCAAUUUAACGCGAAUACAUAAUAUUACAUUGAAACACAACCAGAUCGAAGUAUUGAACGCAUUUUCAUUUGCCAACCAUCCGGAACUCAUCGAACUUAAUCUACAAUUAAAUGAAAUUAUCAACAUUAAUCGAUUGGCCUUUGUCAAUUUACCCAAAUUAGAUGAAUUAGUUUUAAGCAACAACAAUAUUUCAACAUUGCCAAACGACGCAUUCGUCAAUAUUACCAAUCUUAAUAAAUUGAGAUUGAAUGAUAAUUUAUUGCUGGUAUUAACACGUGACGUAUUCAAAGGAUUGGGAAAAUUACAACAACUUGACUUGAGCGUAAAUAAUUUAAAAAGUCUGAGUGAUGGCGUAUUUGCGGAAUUAUGGAGUCUACAGGAACUUUAUUUGGAAAAUAACAGUCUUGAACGCAUUUCCGAACGAGCUUUCGAUGGUUUGAAUAAUUUACGCAUUCUCAAUUUGCAAAAUAACAAAAUCACUAUGUUGGAGAAUGGAGUAUUUAGCACGGUACCAGCAGUGACUACAUUGAAUUUGAAUAAUAAUCUGUUAGAAUGGUUAACCUACACAACUAUUCUGCCAAUCAUGGAUAAUUUGGUCAACAAUACAGCCAGCGUUUUGUCGAUUUCGGGUAAGUGUUGUUUUUUGUUUUAA
Messenger RNA from Contarinia nasturtii (swede midge), 2110 nucleotides. RefSeq names its product connectin (gene Con). Gene Ontology annotation, molecular function: protein binding. The transcript has 7 exons. The record is from RefSeq and is a predicted model, not a curated record. Bases 1034 to 2110 code for a protein of 358 amino acids. NCBI's taxonomy places the organism in Eukaryota, Metazoa, Arthropoda, Insecta, Diptera, Cecidomyiidae.